Myxocyprinus asiaticus (Chinese sucker) is the source of this 3744-nucleotide messenger RNA. It is a transcript of the gene dpysl2a, whose product is annotated as dihydropyrimidinase like 2a. Lineage: Eukaryota; Metazoa; Chordata; Actinopteri; Cypriniformes; Catostomidae. The record is from RefSeq and is a predicted model, not a curated record. Gene Ontology annotation, cellular component: cytosol; cytoplasm. The transcript has 14 exons. Gene Ontology annotation, molecular function: hydrolase activity, acting on carbon-nitrogen (but not peptide) bonds, in cyclic amides. The coding region runs from base 248 to 1969 and encodes 573 amino acids.
CUCCAUCGGUGACUGCCUGUCUGGUGCGUCCUGGCGCUGCGCUGGAACACGGAGAAAAGCCCGUCAUCUUCAACACUGGGGAAUUUUCUCUAUUCAUCAAUAAAAUCUCUGCUGUCUCGUCCUAAAAUCCUUCUGCCAUUGCAUUCGGAUUGUUUUGUCCGGCUGGUGUCAUUGAGGAGCGGAUCGUCGGUUCUCCAAAAGCGCAUUAGGAACAAUUACGCACGGAUUUCCAGCCAUCAGCGCCGAGAUGUCCGGAUACCAGGGCAAGAAGAACAUCCCUCGCAUCACCAGUGACCGUCUUCUAAUCAAAGGAGCGAAGAUAGUGAAUGAUGAUCAGUCUUUCCAUUCGGAUAUCUACAUGGAGGAUGGAGUCAUCAAGCAAAUUGGUGAAAACCUCAUAGUUCCUGGGGGUGUGAAGACCAUUGAUGCCCAUGGCAUGAUGCUGAUACCAGGUGGCAUUGACGUCCAUACCCGCUUUCAGAUGCCUGAUCGGGGCAUGACAGCAGCCGAUGAUUUCUACCAGGGCACACGAGCAGCUCUCGCUGGCGGCACCACUAUGAUCAUUGAUCAUGUAGUUCCUGAGCCUGGUGUUAGUUUGAUCGCUGCCUUUAACCAGUGGAGACAGUGGGCAGAUCAUAAAUCGUGCUGUGAUUACUCACUCCAUGUGGACAUCACAGAGUGGCACAAGGGCAUGAAGGAGGAGGUCGAGGCACUGGUCAAAGAUCACGGCGUCAACUCUUUCCUAGUCUACUUGGCUUACAAGGGUGUUUUCCAGCUAAACGACUCCCAGAUGUAUGAGGUGUUCAGUGUAAUCAGGGAUCUGGGAGCCAUUGCACAGGUGCACGCAGAGAACGGUGACAUCAUUGCUGAGGAGCAGAAGAGGAUUCUGGGAUUGGGUAUCACUGGUCCUGAAGGACAUGUCCUGAGCCGUCCAGAGGAGGUGGAGGCUGAAGCUGUGAACCGGGCCGUAACGGUGGCCAAUCAGACCAACUGUCCCCUCUACAUCACCAAGGUGAUGAGCAAGAGUGCUGCUGAUGUCAUUGCCCAGGCCAGGAAAAAGGGUACCGUGGUGUACGGGGAGCCCAUCUCGGCCAGUCUGGGGAUGGACGGCACUCACUACUGGAGCAAAAACUGGGCCAAAGCUGCAGCCUACGUCACAUCUCCCCCCCUCAGUCCCGACCCCACCACACCAGACUAUCUCAACUCUCUGCUCGCCUGUGGUGAUCUGCAGGUGACUGGUAGUGCACACUGCACCUUUAACACCUCUCAGAGGGCCGUUGGCAAAGAUAAUUUCACCUUCAUCCCAGAAGGAACUAACGGCACUGAGGAGAGAAUGUCACUCAUCUGGGAUAAAUGUGUGGUGACAGGUAAGAUGGAUGAAAACCAGUUUGUGGCCGUGACGAGCACCAAUGCUGCCAAGAUCUUUAACCUGUUCCCACGUAAGGGGCGCAUCGCCGUGGGCUCCGAUGCUGACCUGGUGCUCUGGGACCCUGAUGCCACCAAGAUCAUCUCUGCAAAGAACCACCACCUGGCAGUGGAGUAUAAUAUCUUUGAGGGGAUUGAGGUACGUGGAGCUCCUGUGGUGGUGAUUAGUCAGGGGAAGAUCGUAUUGGAGGACGGGAAUCUCCACACCAUUGAGGGGUCUGGACGAUACAUCACCCGUAAACCCUUCCCAGACUACGUCUACAAGAGGAUAAAGGCUCGCAGCAGGCUUGCUGAGCUGCGUGGAGUCCCCCGGGGUCUGUAUGAUGGUCCAGUGUGUGAGGUCACUGUAACACCCAAGGUCAUAACCCCUGUCACUUCUGGGAAGACUUCUCCUGCUAAACCAGCUCCUCAGCCAGUUCGCAACCUUCACCAGUCUGGAUUCAGCCUGUCUGGGGCUCAAGUUGACGAUAACGUCCCUCGUCGUACCACUCAACGCAUUGUGGCGCCACCUGGUGGCCGGGCCAACAUCACCAGCCUGGGAUAAAAUAAUUUACUUUGAAAGUGAAAAGAUGGGGUGGGGGGGGUUUGAGUUAGAGGAACAUGGGCUUUUUCUCUGUAACCAGUCCAUCCAUCUGGACUGUGUUCCAACAAGCACAUCUCCUUCCCUUCCUCCUACUAUUCUAAUCCAUUCACCCACCCCUCCCUCCAUCAUUUUUUAAAUCCAGGAUCCCAUUCUUUUAAUGUGGCUUACUUGGGGGGGGGACAUUCUUAUUCCAGAGUGCAUUUUAUUGGACAAAAGUCUGGAUAUGCCCCUGAGUGCAAGGUGAUGACAUCGAUAUUGUUGAUUUAUUUUCCUGGAAGAGAGGUACAUUUUAAAUGCAAAUAUCUGCUAAAAGAUCAUUUUGUCAACUUUUAGGAGUACACUAACAUAUAAGUGACCUCAAAGCAAACUGUAAAACUGUAAAACUGUAAAAUGUAACAUUGUUUGCAUUGACACAUGUUUUGAAGAAAAUAAAAGAAUUAUACAGCUAACCAAGUAAGCCACGUUGAAAAACUGGAACCAGUACCAUCCAUAUAGUAGUGUUUUAAUAUUUGUUUUAUUUUCAUUUUGAAAAACAGCACAAAACUACCACCGUUUAGUAUUAAAAAGUGCUGUUGCCAUUUUGGAUUGUUCUUUUUCCUUGUAGGAAGAGUCAGUGAGUUAUUUAUUGUUUCAAAAAUUAGGUUGCAAGCCACAUUUGAAUUUUACAUUUUGCAAAAGUGUCAACUCUUCCACAAAAGCCUGAUUUAUUAAAGGUUUUUAGAAUGUUGUUUUAUAAUGAACUCAAAUGUUCGAUUUCUUUUGUAUGUAUGUUAUAAUUUAGGUUUCAGGUCAGUGUUUGUACUGUAAACACUUCUUGAAGUCCCUCAUGUUUGUCUUCCUCAUGCUUUUGCACUUCUUUACUUUUCACUUUAUUCUUUCAGUAUUAAUUAACUGUUGUUUUGAAUAUGUUUCAGAUAUAUAUUUAAAAAAAAACAGUGAAGAGACUAACAGUGAUGUCUUGGCAGUAGUGCGCAGUCCUGUGGGGUUUUGGUGUUAUUUGAAUUCACUUAUUUUUUCACUGUAAGUGUCAAACUGUCUGUUCCUACUUUCUCCUGCAGUUUACACAAAGGGGGUUCUCACCAGAGAACACAAUACAGAGAAACUAAAGAAAAAUUCUCUAGGCAAAAAAAGGCGAAGCUGCUCUUUUCACCCUUUCAUUUCUGACUAAAGCGAAGAGGGUUACCAUAGCAACAGGUCUCCAUCACUUGCCGUGGCUGUUGAUUGGAUACCACAGCCGUGCUGUGUUGGGCCAUUUCCCCAGUAACCUCUUCACAACGGGUGUUUAAUUCGUGCUGUGAAUCCAGGCACUGGUUUAUCUGCUCAGCCCGUGACAUCACAGCAGUUCACAUGGUGUUCACCACCGUGCCAUGGGGUAGCCACAAAACCGUCUUGCCACAAAACUGAACUUGACCUUUACCAUAAGGACAUUUAGCAGGUUGCAGUGACCAUUGUUAAUUCAAACAGAUUGACUGGCAUGUGUAGGGUUUGUUUAGGAUAUUCCGUGUUGAGUUAAACGUUAGGUGAGAAUGCUUUUCUUUUUUUGCAGUUCUACUUUGUUUUUAUAAAUUGACUUGCCUGCCUAUUCACCAAGUGAUACAGUUCUUGAUCAAUGUCUGUUGAGUAUUGUUAUGACAAAAGCUGAACAUUUCUCAUGGAAGACUAUGUACAGAAUUCAUCAUUCUUCAUGUCUUUGAUUGUUACAAUAAAAUGCAGUUGUGAACAAAAGCCUUUACAAA